AAAUCACUCAUAAAAUCUCUCUCAUUGGAUGUUUUUGAGGGGGGCCUAGUCUUUCUAGUUGUUCUAUAAUUUCAAUCAUCGUCUUCCUCCACUCCUCUCCAUCCGCUCGCUGCAAAAAGCGCUCCGGAUCUCAUUCCCUCUCAUUCCCGUCACCCAUUUUCCUUUAUUCUCCCAUUUCAAUUUUCAAUACCAACUUUUUCUCCCUACCCCAUUUGUUUUUGAUUAGUCAGCCUUGAAAGAUCCACCAUUUUUUUUGCUCACAGAGCUCCAGAGGUUGAGAGGAGGGGAGUUCUUUGGGCAAUAGAAAAGAGCCAGAUCUAAGAAGCACAAGGGAAUUAUGUCUUUCAUUGGCACCCAGCAGAAAUGCAAGGCUUGUCAAAAGACGGUUUACCCAGUUGAGGAGCUUUCUGCAGAUGGGAUUUCCUACCACAAGUCUUGCUUCAAGUGCACUCACUGCAAAGGGACUUUGAAGUUGAGCAAUUAUUCCUCAAUGGAAGGUGUUCUGUACUGUAAACCUCACUUUGAGCAACUCUUCAAGGAGACCGGAAACUUCAACAAGAACUUCCAGUCACCUGCAAAGUCAGCUGAGAAGCUAACACCAGAAAUGACUAGGUCACCCAGCAAAGCUGCUGGUAUGUUUUCUGGCACGCAAGAAAAAUGUGCUACUUGUGGUAAAACCGCCUAUCCACUGGAGAAGGUGACAGUGGAGAGCCAGGCAUAUCACAAGUCGUGUUUUAAGUGUUCCCAUGGUGGCUGUCCUAUUACUCCAUCAAAUUAUGCAGCCCUGGAGGGAAUUUUAUACUGCAAGCACCAUUUCUCCCAGCUUUUCAAGGAGAAGGGGAGCUACAACCAUCUUAUUAAGUCUGCAUCUAUUAAGCGCGCAGCAGCUGCAACAGCGACAGCAGCUGCAGCAGCAGUUGCCAGCAUUCCAGAAGCCUAAAUGCCAAGUUUAUAGUUUCUUUACAUCUGCUUUCUUUUAAGAGUGUGUUCUCUUAGACGGUACUUGUCAUGGCUGAGUGAGUAAACUUUGUCUGUCUUCUCUAUUUUCUUUGGCUCAAUGAACUUGGGCACAUUCUUGUGUUUGCUUGAUGUAUGCGAUGCAGACUGACAAUUGUAAAACAACCUCUUUUUUCUCUCUUUCAAUUUACGCAAGUUCAUGUUACUUUUGCCAAAG
Fragaria vesca subsp. vesca is the source of this 1174-nucleotide messenger RNA. RefSeq names its product pollen-specific protein SF3-like. The transcript is spliced from 6 exons. Gene Ontology annotation, molecular function: actin filament binding. Lineage: Eukaryota; Viridiplantae; Streptophyta; Magnoliopsida; Rosales; Rosaceae. Gene Ontology annotation, cellular component: plasma membrane; actin cytoskeleton. The record is from RefSeq and is a predicted model, not a curated record. Gene Ontology annotation, biological process: actin filament bundle assembly. Bases 338 to 940 code for a protein of 200 amino acids.